Amyelois transitella is the source of this 3523-nucleotide messenger RNA. RefSeq names its product centrosomin (gene cnn). The record is from RefSeq and is a predicted model, not a curated record. Gene Ontology annotation, biological process: regulation of mitotic cell cycle spindle assembly checkpoint; chromosome segregation; centriole replication. Gene Ontology annotation, molecular function: transcription cis-regulatory region binding; gamma-tubulin binding; microtubule binding. The transcript has 12 exons. Lineage: Eukaryota; Metazoa; Arthropoda; Insecta; Lepidoptera; Pyralidae. Gene Ontology annotation, cellular component: perinuclear region of cytoplasm; mitotic spindle pole; microtubule plus-end. The coding region runs from base 546 to 2687 and encodes 713 amino acids.
UGCCGCCGCGACGCCACUUCUAUUUCGGUGAUGUGCGGUGAACAGCAUCAGCAUCCGUCUUCCCCUACCUCACUCGGCUAUCUCCCUCUUUUAGAUAUAGUUUUCUCGCUCAAUGCUCCCUAUUCCCAUUUUAUAUUGUCGUUUGCUCAGGAGAAAUGGGUACUAUGCCUUUGGCAUAAGAGUUAAAGGCGAAUAUUCCCGAAUAGCAUCCGAAGUGGCGUCCCAAUUCCAGUCUUUCCUCUUGCAUUGUGAAAAUCAAACGUAGUAGAAUUGUUAAUCAUUUGUGCAAAUCUGUUUAUUUACAGAUUGACUAAGUUUGUAACAAGCAUUGUUAUUAGGAAUUAGGUGAUCUACUCCGUCUUAAUUAUGUUGUUUUUACACAAAGGCAUGCAUUAAGUAACGUGUUGACGAUAAUAAUUUGUUAUCUAUCAGUUGACGUCUGGACUUCAGAGUAAAGACCAAAAUCAUUCGUACAGUGCGUUCAUUAGUAGCUUUUUUCUUUAAAAUUAUGUGCGAUUUAUAUUAUUAGUGCGAUUCUUAUAGAAAUGGCAACGUUACCAAGAACGCAUAGUUCAAAACAUGGAAAUACGAGCAGUAUAUCAUCACCGUUUAGCACAAGCCCGAGAAAGCUUCAAGAAAUGACGCUGCCUCCGGCCGAUCAUGAUGUUACUAAUGCCAGCGGAGUCAGUAUGAAACAAUAUGAAGAGCAAUUAAAUGGAUUGCGCAAGGAGAACUUUCAUUUAAAAUUGAGAAUAUAUUUUCUAGAAGAAAAACUAGGAAGUGGUUCACCGCCUGCUGUCCAAGGGUUGCUCGAGCAUAAUGUUAGAUUACAAGUUGAAGUAGAGGAACUACGAAGGCAACUGUCCGAUAAACAAGAACUUUUGGCCGCAGCAGCAGAGGCCAUUGAUGUAUUAGAACAACAGGGGUCCAUUUCAACAGAUAGUGUAGAAGUUUCCACGAAAAAAGAAGAUAACCUAUCGGAAAAGCUUUUGGAGAAAAAAGAUGGCUUUUGCGAUGACACUUGCGCCUCCGAGUCCGCUGGCGAUCUCUUGGUGGCAACUGGAGGCAAUCAUGAUGCAAUGGGCGAGCUUUUAAAAUUACGCAGAGAGAAUAAAAAAGCUCUACAAAUGAUAAAAGGAUGCAUGAAGAAAAUUCAGCAACAAGAUAAGGAAAUAAAAAACUUGAAACUGAAUAAGGAAUUAGCAUAUGCACAUGUUAGUGAUUCGCAGUUAGAAAAAUAUGAAGAAAUAUUGAAAUGCAAAGAUGAACAUAUAAAGGACCUUGAAAGUAAAGUGCGUGAAUUACAGAAACAUGCAGAAAAUGUUCAGAACGACGAGAACACAGGAAACUUGCAACAAUUGUUAACACGCCGAUUGCAAGGACUCGCCUACUUCUUAGACAAACUUUUGUCACAUAAAUGUGUGCUUGGUGAGGAAAAGAAAAAACUUGCUGAAAGUAUUUUAGAACAAAGUUUAGCUCUACCUGUUGGUUUAAAACUAGACGAGUCUAUGGCGCCUGAAGAAUUUACAAUGGACGAAAGUAAUCUGGACAUAUCACAAUCCUUUAGAAUAGAAGAUUUAACAAUGAUGUUCGGACAUCAUGUAAUGUGCAGUGGUGAUGAUAACAGAUGCUCUUCUCGCAAACCCUUGAAACAUUUUCCACAGGCUGAUAUUGUUUCCGAAUCUGAAUGUUGGUCAGAGCCAGAUAGAAACGUUUCACUUGCACGGGUUGGACUUUGUGACACUGGGGUGAACGCCAGAGAAUCUAUAUCAGAUAACAACCGUUACAGAUCUCGCCGAUCUCGAGUUUCUUACGGGUCCCGUUCGGAAGAUAAUAAAACUACCAAUGAAUCCGCUAUGCUAGAUGAAAUCAAUCAACUCACUCAUAGAAGUGAGUUGUUGGAAGAAGAAAAUGCUGACUUAAAGAGUAAAUUAGAAUUCGCCCAAAAACAAAUUGAUGACCUCAUAAACGAGAAAGACGAAUUAAAAGAAAUUUUGAAUUCAGAACGCACAAGCCAUCUUGAAGCGAGAAAUGAUAUGGCUGUGAUGAAAAACUGCAUUAUGGGUCUUGAAUUACAAAUUGAAGGAUUACAAAAUAAAGUUAUUGAAACUACUCAAAUGAUAGAAAAAUUGCGAGUAGAAAGACAAGAAUUAGAAUCAACGUAUAUGGAAACUGAAAGAGCCUUGCGACGUGCUGCGGACGAGGCUACAGUUCAAGCUUCUCAAGCGGCCCUUGAAAGGGCUCGAGCACAGCAUGACAGAUUGAAAAUUGAAAGAGAUUUAGAAGAAACACGUGUAAAAUUAUCGGAGAUUAUGGAAACGAAUGCUAAACUAGAAUUAGAAGCUUCUCAAAAAGUUUUGCUCAAUGCAGAUAACAAAGUAGUUGUACAUGAAGCACUCUCAGAAGAAGAUAGACCUACUUCUCCAGAUUUAGGUAUUGAUAGUGACAGAUUUUCCAGUUUGGAACACAAUGACGCAGCUACUUUAUCACCACGUUCAUUAUAUGAAGAAAAUCAAACAUUGAAACAAAAACUUGCUCGAACUAAAGCUACAUUAGCUGAGACGUUGUCACAAUUGAAUGCAGCAAAUCUGAGAAAGAGAAGUGUACAACGCGCCAUAUGCCGCGAAAUACAUAAGACCCAAGGAGUCCUACGUAAAGCGCGGGAUCAGUUUGAAAACCCAAAUUAAUAUUUGGCACAUGAUUUUGGUAUUAUUUCUAUCUGAGUUUCCCUGUGAUUGAUUUUGUGUUCUAGGGUAUCGAAUAAUACAUCAACGAGUCCAUAACUUAAGAUUAUUGAAUUUACUGCAUUAACAAAGAUUGAUUUUUUUACUUUGGAGAGAAGAAUCUUUUCUUUGUAAUUUCUAUUGGUCAAAUUAUGGCGUGGUCAUACACAUAAUGAAUUAAAUACAAUAUUUUUUUUAUUGAUACAAGGUUUUCGGCUAUGACUUAUCUUUUUCACAUAUGCAAGGGAUUUCAUUUGACUUUUAUUUAUAUUGUAAUUAUUAUACUUUUAUUGAUUAUUCAGAACGAUUUUAAUCGCGUAGGUAUCAAAAAAAUCUUUAUGUACCCCCCCAAUCAUUGAAUUAUAACCUCAAAACUUCUUUUAAUAUCUAUAUACGCCUAUAAUUUUGUGUACCUAUUAUUUUAAGGCCUUAGAAUAAGUUUCUUGUAUUAUUAUAAUGUAUUUGUUGAAAACUAAAAAUAAAUAGUACAUUAAGAUUUUUAAACCUCCAUUUUUUCUUGUAAAAUUUCCUUGUACACAUAACCGUCGGAAUUUCAAAACUGACAGAGGCUUAUAAUUUUGAAUAUUCAAAUACAUACAAAGGUUUGGCACCUGUGUGCAAAGUAAGGUUACUUGCUGUCUCUUCACGCGUUAUCUUCUGAACCAAUCGUCUUGAAAUUGUAUUAUUACAAUUAAGAAUUUGGAGAAGGACAUACCUUUUCAUCCCGGUAAAAACUAAAGUUCUUGUGGGAUUAGCGAAAAACCUAUAUUCAUGUAGGUGGCACUGAAUUUGCGCGCGGA